AUUCCGGCAAUGAACGUAAACGAUUCUGUCACAAAAUCCAAGUUUGACAAUCUAUACGGAUGCCGUGAGUCGCUUCCCGAUGGAAUCAAGCGAGCAACUGACGUCAUGCUUGCUGGAAAGAUUGCCGUCGUCUGCGGAUAUGGGGAAGUAGGCAAAGGUUGCGCUGCUUCCAUGAGAGCCUUCGGCGCACGAGUCAUUAUCACCGAAAUUGAUCCCAUUUGCGCUCUGCAAGCUGCAAUGGAGGGCUAUGAAGUCACUACUCUUGAAGAAGCUGCUCCCCGUGCCAACAUUGUUGUUACCGCCACCGGAUGCAAGGACGUUGUCUUGGGACGUCACCUGGAGCUUUUGCCUGAUGACGCUAUUGCGUGCAACAUAGGACACUUUGAUGUAGAAGUCGAUGUUAAGUGGCUCAAUGAGAAUGCUGUCAGUAAAGAGAAUGUCAAGCCACAGGUGCGCAUUCAUGGAAUUGGCCCUCAUACUUUUCUUAAUCAUCGUCAGUCUCAUGUUGACCGUUAUCUGCUGAAAAACGGUCGUCAUAUCAUCCUUCUUGCGGAAGGCCGACUUGUGAAUCUCGGAUGUGCUACUGGACACUCAUCAUUCGUGAUGUCAAACUCGUUCACUAACCACGUACUCGCUCAAAUUGAGAUGUUCACGAAAUAUGGAACUGAAAAGCAAUACAAAGUUGGACUUCACAUGCUGCCAAAGAAGUUAGAUGAAGAAGUUGCUGCUCUUCAUCUUCCAAAACUCGGGGUCAAGCUUACCAAGCUUACUGAUGAACAGGCCGCUUACAUUGGAGUUCCCAAAGAUGGACCCUUCAAACCAGACCACUAUAGAUACUGA
Molecule: messenger RNA, 840 nt
Organism: Cylicostephanus goldi
Lineage: Eukaryota; Metazoa; Nematoda; Chromadorea; Rhabditida; Strongylidae
Source: the annotation of a GenBank genome assembly